Molecule: messenger RNA, 480 nt
Organism: Penicillium odoratum
Lineage: Eukaryota; Fungi; Ascomycota; Eurotiomycetes; Eurotiales; Aspergillaceae
Exons: 2
Coding region: 1-480 (159 amino acids)
Source: RefSeq, a predicted model, not a curated record
AUGACCCUCCAACUUCCAUUCCUUCCGUGGGAAUAUUUCAAACCGAACCCCACUAAGCGAUUCCUAUCUUUGAUGAAUAGUCCAGGAGUUCUGAAUCCUGCAAAUAUCGAUCAGAUCUUCCAGGAUCUGAAACCUAUCAAGCCAGACAACCUUAUCGGAGAAUGGGACGGAUUCAUCCUACCGACAGGCCACCCGUUUGAAGAUGACCUGGAAGACCUGAAUUGGUUUGGGAAUACAUUCGACUCUAUGGAUGAUGUGGCACCCCUCAUGGUUGCGAAGAAUGGGGAACGAGUACGCUUUGAAGAGUGGGGUGGCGCUUCGCUGUGUGAGAUCAGGUACCACGGGGUUGUGUCCGCAGCUUUAAUCUACGACGAGCGCCCUGUGAAGGUACACUACAGAGCAGUACGGUCGGACAUGGUGGCGUGUAUAAUGGAAAGCAAAAGAUUUGAACAAAAGGUUUAUUUUUAUCUGACAAAAUAA